AAAUUUUUCCCCCUGUUAUCACAACAAUGAUAAUAAUUGAACCCUAACCUCCGAGCAAUGCAGAGAAUUCUCCCAGUGUUCUCCAGCAACACCAGAUCAAUGUCAAGCUUUCGACUGGCCCUGGCCCAACUCUCAGUUGGCACAGAUAAAUCCUCCAACAUUGAUAAUGCAGUGUCUCACAUAAAUCAGGCAAAAAAACAGGAAGCCGACGUAGUUGUCCUCCCCGAGUGCUUCAACUCACCAUACGGUACCCAGCAUUUUAAAAAAUACGCAGAAGCCAUUCCCAGCGGUGAAACGUGUGCUGCACUGUCUAAAGCAGCCAGAGACAACAAAAUUCUAGUCAUUGGGGGAACAAUUCCAGAGAGAGAUGAUGAUAAAUUGUACAACACCUGCACUGUCUGGGACAGCGAGGGUAAAUUAAUAGCUAAACACAGGAAGAUGCACCUCUUUGAUAUCGAUAUCAAGGACAAGAUGACCUUCUUCGAGAGCGAGACUCUGUCACCUGGUGAUGAUAUCACGAUUUUUGAGUUCAGAGGCUGCAAAAUAGGCAUUGGUAUUUGCUAUGACAUCAGAUUCGAGGAGAUGGCCAAGUUGUACAGGAAUAGAGGGUGUCACAUGCUGGUUUAUCCAGCUGCUUUCAAUCUCACCACUGGACCACUCCAUUGGGAGCUGCUCCAGAGGUCAAGGGCUAAUGACAAUCAGUGUUUUGUGGUCUGUGUGUCUCCAGCCAGGGGAAAGGGACCUGGAUACAUCGCCUGGGGUCACAGUCAAUUGACUAGCCCCUGGGCCAGGGUUAUCUGUGAUCUGGGGACUGAGCAGAACCUCGAAGUCGCGGAAAUCAAUCUAGAGGAAGUUGAGGAAGUGAGAAGUCAAAUUCCCAUUUCCAAUCAAAGACGAACAGAUAUUUACGACACAAUCUACAAGAAGUGAAAUCUCACCGGCGAAAUUUUACCUGAAAAUGAUAAAAAGUCGACGAAACCAGUGAAUAGUGGUAAACGGGUAAAUAUUCUUAAUAAAUUUAAAACAUCUUUAUUAAUUCUCGAUUGAAUAACGUAAUAAAAAAUCUAUUUUGGAAUA
Molecule: messenger RNA, 1077 nt
Organism: Fopius arisanus
Lineage: Eukaryota; Metazoa; Arthropoda; Insecta; Hymenoptera; Braconidae
Product: omega-amidase NIT2
Exons: 3
Coding region: 58-930 (290 amino acids)
Biological process (GO): oxaloacetate metabolic process; L-glutamine metabolic process
Cellular component (GO): mitochondrion
Molecular function (GO): omega-amidase activity
Source: RefSeq, a predicted model, not a curated record